Messenger RNA from Aethina tumida (small hive beetle), 1265 nucleotides. RefSeq lists its product as uncharacterized. The transcript has 5 exons. Lineage: Eukaryota; Metazoa; Arthropoda; Insecta; Coleoptera; Nitidulidae. The record is from RefSeq and is a predicted model, not a curated record. The coding region runs from base 122 to 1129 and encodes 335 amino acids.
UCAACAAUUUGAAUUCAAUUUCGUACGUGCGUCCAGUGUAAGUGAAGUGACUAACGGUUUACAGUUAUAGUGACCUACCUGCAAGUACAGCGAGGAACGAUCGAACGAUUUUAGUGGCACGAUGUUGAGUUUGGCGAAGUGGAGUUUGUUGGUUUUGGGCGUUGCACUCUUGACGCUUCAGUCCAUCGGACAGAAUGUUUUUCCUCAGGGUGGACAAGAUCCGAGACAAGGGAGGGACCUUUUAGACUGGAUCGGAUUGGGCACAGGUCCAGAAACUGAUCCCUAUUUAGCCAAGACGAAUGCUGCGUGUCUCAAUGGGGAUCUGGCCGAGUGCUUCAAGUCGAGAGCUUUGGGAUCAUUGGAUGAGUUCUUUAAUAAACCUGUAUAUCAAUUAAAUGAAAACGCAAAGAUCCUGAUGAUGCCCCAAAAUCAGCUGCGACAACUUGCUCAAGAACCAUACGAAUAUUCUGAAAGUCCAAGGGCUGACGAAGAUGAAUGGGAUCAACUCGUCAAAUUCGCCAUGAGAAAAGUGGAAAAGUUUUUGAAGUCAACAGCAAUUGAACUAGACUUCAGCAACGAGGUCACUGAAAAUGGCAGAUACUCCCCAAGGUUCGUCGACGAAAUUGCUGAUGAAAUUGACAUAAUCGAAGACAAAAAGGAUUCACUCUUUAAACGCAAACAACUGAAAAAGCUCUUCAUCCCAAUGCUCAUCAUCCUGAAGCUGUUCAAGAUCAAGUUGCUGCUGUUCCUGCCCUUGAUCCUCGGCUUGGCCUCCUUCAAGAAGCUCCUCGGCCUCUUCGCCAUCGUCCUUCCAGGUCUGAUCGGGUUCUUCAAGCUCUGCAAGCCCAACCUACAGUCCCCCUUCACCGGUAACUACUACAACCAAGGCCCUCAGUACUCCCCAGCCGGUAUAGCUUACCAGCCCCACUUCAGGGAGCCGCAGCCCAACUUCGUGGAGCAUGAGGUGUACCACCACAGACCUACUGGUGGUGGUGGCGUCCACUUCAGGGACGAGCACCACGCUCAGGACUUGGCCUACAACGGAUGGAACCAGUACAGGAGCAACGGCAAAGAUAUAGAUGCCGAAGCUGAAACCACUUCGAAGAAGAGCAUACUCCCAGACAAUUAAGAUGAACUCGUUGUUACAUGUAUAUAUUUAUUGUGUUUUGUUUGUACAUAUUUAUUUUUGUAUUAUAUUUAUUUAAUUCCUUCAUAUUUAUAACUUUGUAUAUAUAAAUAAUGAUGAAAUAAAAGUUUUUUUUUUG